AUGCCCCAUAAGUGCUGUGUACCAGGUUGCAGAUCCAACUACCGAGGCCAGAAGUACGUUUCCGUGUUCACAUUCCCUUCAGAUGCAGAUUUAAAGGAGAAAUGGUUAGAGUUGAUUGGACGAAGAGAUUAUGUUGUCAGUAAAAAUUCAGUUGUCUGUGCCAGACAUUUUCAGCCACAUUUUAUAGUAACUGUCGACUCUGUAAGACGGGAUGAUGGGACACUACUCUGUGUGCCACGAACAAAACCAAAGCUGCAGAAUGAUGCUUUGCCAACGAUAUUUCCACAUAGUCUGUCAUCAUCCGCAAAGCUUCCGAAAAAGAGGAAAGCAGCAAAAAAUAAUAAUGAUAAUGAAGGUACAAAUGGCCUUGAGAUUUCACAGCAGAAAUGUCUUAUUAAAGACAGUGUCGCAUCAUUUCAUGCUCUAUGUAAAGAGAUUAAAGGCCAUAUUCAUCAGCUGCAGAGGAAAUCCAGUCUGGCAGUGACAUCCAUGGAGGAAAACACUGACACAUGCCAGUUUCCUGUACGGGGAGGUGUGGCAGAAGCAGAAUAUGUGGCACAGAAGUUAGAGUUUCUGGAGCAGCAGAGAAAGUACAUGCAUCUCUUUACUGACCACUUCAUUGAUCAGAUGAUCAGAGAAGGCAGAUCUUGGGUGAGACAGUCAGUCGUAGACCGGCCAGGUUUCGCUGAGAUGUGCCAGAGUUUGGACAAAGCGGUGGAGUUUCUGUGUCUGAUGUGUGAGGAAUUGUCAGGUACAUGGGAAGUCACAGAUAAAAUGCUCACUCAUCCUGAACUGGGUCAUGCUUCCCUGGUGUUGCCUGGUAUAGCUCCAAAGAAAGCCUCCCUGUUAACUCUGGCUGCUGCAAACAUUUCCCGACGACAGGCCCUAACACUGUGCCAGGAAACAGGCAUGUAUUCGUGCCCACAUUGCUGCGUUGUGUUCAGCCACCAUGAUGGUCUGUGUAGUCACAUGGACAGAGCACACAGCCAGAGCACCAAGGGGGGUCGUGGUAGUGGAAGGAAUCAUCUUCAGACGGAGCAGGAAGGGACACAACCUGCCGCAAGUGGAGCCGUGAUCGAGAACAGAAAUCUGGCUCAAACAAAACAAAAAAGGGCACAGUUAGCAGAAGGAGACAUCGGAAAGGUGCGUCUGCUAACAAUGUCAAGGCUUUAG
This is a messenger RNA of Candidula unifasciata, 1173 nucleotides long. NCBI's taxonomy places the organism in Eukaryota, Metazoa, Mollusca, Gastropoda, Stylommatophora, Geomitridae. The record is from the annotation of a GenBank genome assembly.